Molecule: messenger RNA, 2800 nt
Organism: Lolium perenne
Lineage: Eukaryota; Viridiplantae; Streptophyta; Magnoliopsida; Poales; Poaceae
Molecular function (GO): protein dimerization activity
Source: RefSeq, a predicted model, not a curated record
CCCUGCUCGCCCCGUUCCGCCGCCUCGUCCGGCCGUUCGACCGCCGCCGCCGCCCGUCCGGCCGUCUGACCGCUCGCCCCCGCCCCUCUCCAGCCUCCACGGCGCUGCAGCACCGCCGCCCGUCCUCUGCUCGCCCCGUUCCCGACCGCCGCCCAUCCUCUGCUCUCCCCCGCCACGCACCGUUCCCGACUGUUGGGCGCUGCUGCACUCUCCCUCAUCUCUGUCUGCUUGACCCGCCGGCCGUAUUUGAUGGACUCCAGCGACGAGGCUGACCUGGCUGCCUGGAUUGAAGAAGAGGAGGCCGCUGAACUGGCCGAGGCAGCGGAACAAGAAGCACGCAAGAGGGCACGCACAGAGGCAAAUGUUCCGGAAAUAUUUGAUCUAGCAAAUGUGGUUCCCGAUCCCGGAAUUCGGAGACCAAUUGAAUCAUAUGGUACCGCUGAAAUUAGAGAUAAAAUGCGAUGGGCAUAUUUGUCGAGAGGUCGUAAUCGUUUAGUUGGUCAUAGUUAUCCCAAAAAUCCGGAUAAGCGAUCAUUUCUAGAAGCAUGGUAUAGCAAGUAUGAUUGGUUAGAGUUUAGUGUGGAGAAGAAUGCUGCAUUUUGUUUUUAUUGUUUUCUUUUCAAAUCUUCAAACAAUGGUAACCACUUUGGAUCGGAUGUUUUCACAAAGUCGGGGUUUACAAAUUGGAAGAAAGCAUCGGAAAAUUUCAGGGGUCAUGUAGGUGGACCAACGAGCUUUCACAACAAUGCAAGAAAUAGUUGUGAAGAUUUCAGAAAUAAAAAGCAAAGUGUUGCAUAUGCUCUUGUUUCUCAUGAAGAAAAAUCGCAUAUUGAAUAUGAGAUUCGUUUGAGGGCUGUUGUGGGUGUUGUCAGAUUUCUACUUGACCAAGGUCUAGCUUUUCGUGGGCAUGACGAGUCUAGCACUUCCUUGAACAAGGGGAAUUUCCGUGAGAUGUUGGAUUGGUAUGGUGCAAGAUGCAAGGAUGUAGCUGAUGUGAUCAAUGAGAAUGCUCCUGGCAAUUGUCAAUUAACAUCUCCUGAUAUCCAAAAAGAUAUAGUGCAAGCAUGUGCAGAAGAGAUUACACAUGUCAUUAUGAGUGAGCUCGGAAAUGCUUGUUUCUCUCUACUUGUUGACGAGUCUCGUGAUGUAUCAGUUAAAGAGCAAAUGGCUGUGAUGGUGAGGUUUGUGAACAAAAAAGGAGAGAUCAUGGAAAGAUUGCUUGGUGUUGAGCAUGUCCUUGAUACUACAUCGGCUUCUUUGAAAAGAUAUCUUGAUGCUAUGUUUGUGAAACAUAAUUUGUCCAUGUCUAGCUUAAGAGGUCAAGGAUAUGAUGGUGCCUCUAAUAUGCGUGGGGAGCUACAUGGUUUAAAAACAUUGGUAUUGGCCGACAACCCUUAUGCUUUUUAUGUGCAUUGUUUUGCCCACCAACUACAAUUGGUGGUUGUGGCGGUUGUGAAAGGGGUUCUUCCGGUUGGUCAGUUCUUUGGUUACUUAAACAAGAUUGUUAGUAUGGUGAGUGCCUCUUGUAGGAAAAAGGAUGCAUUGUUGCAAUUGCAGCAUGACCGUUUGGUAGCACAGCUAGAGAGUGGGGAGAUCUCAUCGGGAAGAGGCCAAAAUCAAGAGACAAGUUUAACAAGACCAGGUGAUACUCGUUGGGGAUCACACCAUAAAACUCUAGUUCGGAUUCAAGUAAUGUGGGAUGAUGUGGUUAAAGCACUAUGCAGUGUUUCUCAUGAUGGGACAGAUGCCGAGGAGAAAGGUGUGGCUUCAGGUUAUAUCAUAUACAUGGAAACCUUUGAAUUUGUUAUUAUCUUGCAUUUGAUGAUUCGAUUGCUUGGUAUAACAAAUGGUUUGUCAAAUGCAUUGCAAGCCAAGGAUCAGAACAUAGUGAGUGCUAUGAAUAUGAUUGUCUCAGUGAAAAGUGCAUUGCAAAAAUUGAGAGAUGAUGGAUGGGAGCCUCUAUUGCUUGCUGUUACUAACUUUUGUGGUGCACGCAACAUUAUGGUACCGAAUAUGGAUGAUAACAUUGCAGCUAGGGGUUACCCAAGGAGCUCACGCAAGAUGGUUACUUGCUUGCAUCAUUACAAGGUACAAAUCUUUAUUGAGGUGCUUGACAAAAACAUAGUUGAGAUGAAUCACAGAUUUUCUGAAACUUCUACACGCCUAUUAUUGUGCACUUCAUGCCUUGAUCCUAGAGACUCAUUCAACAGUUUUGACAAUGAUAUGCUAGUUGAGCUUGCUACCAUAUACUCUGCUGAUUUCUCUUCACAUGAUUGUUGUCUAUUGGUUGAUGAACUAAACAUAUAUGUUGAUGUCAUGAAGAGAACUCCUGAGUUCAGUGCUUGUGAUAGUUUGAGUGAUCUUGCUCUCAAGUUGGUUCAGAAAAGAUAUCAUUUGACAUUUCCAUUGGUCUACCGCCUUAUUACACUAGCUUUGACAUUGCCUGUGGCAACAGCAUCAGUAGAGAGGGUUUUCUCGGCCAUGAAGAUUAUAAAAUCAGAUCUUCGAAACAAGAUAGGGGAUGAUUGGCUCAAUGAUUUGAUGAUUUGCUAUGUUGAGAAAGAGAUAUUUGCACAAAUUGAUGACAAGAAGAUUAUGCUUCGUUUUCAUGCCUACAGUAACCGUAGAGGUCAUCUUCCUCAUGGAUUUCGACUUCCUAGCAUGGAUUCAACUUAAUGGUAUGGUAAUAUCUCCUCAAAAUGUAGCACUUUUGUAUAUGGUUCUUGUUUUUUAGUCAGUUUGUACUUCUACUCGGUGAAAUAUGAUCAAUGCAUCAGUUUGGACCAUUUUUUGUUGAUUA